UGCUGUCCCCACGGAGGACUCUGAAUGCUGUUGUGCAUUCUCAGUCUCCCGCCCCCUCGGAGGCAGCUAGGUGACUGCAGAACGCGUUCCUCCGCUGGCUGGUGGGGAAUUCUGUUUGCGAACCGGAACGAAAGGAGCGCUUGCGACUCGUAUAUUGUUACAGCCGUGUCAAACGGUGGAGUCUAGCUAAGAAGUCUUCAUUUUAAACGGGAGAAGAACUCUGAACAAACUGAGAAUGAAAGAACCUUUGGAUAGUGGCUGUGAGAAAGCAAUGGCACAACAAGGGCUUCUGGACAGAGUCAAAGAGGAGCCUGAUAAUGCUCAAGAAUAUGGACUUCAGGAAAGUGAACUGAAAAUUAGUGCUGUAUUCUCAGCUAAUGACGCUCCUCUUGGCUUUCAGCUUUGUCCACCAUCACCCGGCUCAAAUUCAUCAACUACUCCAGCUCCGACUUCUCAUCUGUUUUGUUCUGGUUGUAAGAAAAUACUUCAUAAGACAGGAUGUGCUCAGCUUUUCUGUUCCACGGAAUGCAUCACGAAAUACUCCUCAGCUGCCUGCCUGCCAUAUCAGCUCAAGAGAAUCUGCACAAACUGCUCCAAAGAGAUUAUUAAUCCAAUGGAUGUGAUCACAGCCAAAUUUGAAAAUUCCUCUUCCUGCAAAGAUUUCUGCAGCCAGUUAUGCCUAUCUUCUUAUGAGCUAAAGAAGCCUGUUGUUACCAUAUAUACCAGCGGCAUUCCAACUAAGUGCACGAUGUGUCAGAAGGUCACUGACAAUUUGGCCCAGAAGCCACUCUAUGCCUUGGGGAAUUCAAUGAAGCCGUCUGCUGAAACGAGUGAGAGUACAGAUGACCCGGGAAGAUCAGAGGUUUUCUGCUCUAUUAAUUGCUUAUCUGCUUACAGGAUUAAGACUGUUAUUUCUUCAGGUCUCCAGGUUUUGUGUCACAGUUGUAAAACCGCAGCAGUUCCUCAGUAUCACGUAGCCAUGUCAGACGGAACUAUUUGCAGUUUCUGCAGCUCCAACUGCGUGCUGGCUUUCCAGAAUGUGUUUAACAAGCCAGAGGGAACAAACUCUUCAUUGGUACCCAUAUCUCCGGGCCAAGAGGUGAUGAACACACCCUUGCAGCCUGCAGUGUCAGCAGGAAAAGGUGCCCCCGUCUCCUCCUUCAGUAGCCCCAUCAGCAAGCCUGCAGCAGCUGCUCUGGAAACUCUAGCUAAACAAUCCCAGCAGAUUGCUUUGACCCAUACGUUCAUGAGACUCAAGUGCCAGCAUUGUAACCAUCAUUUUGCCACAAAACCAGAGCUGCUUUUCUACAAGGGUAGAAUGUUUCUGUUUUGUGGCGAGGUUUGCUGUGAAGAAUACAAAAGGAGAAAUAAAGUUAUGGCUUUGUGCGACUACUGUAAAAUAUAUAAAGUCAUUAAGGACACCGUGCGGUAUUCAGGGGUUGACAAGCCAUUCUGUAGUGAAGUUUGCAAGACCCUCUCUGCUCAAGACUUUGCAGAAAGAUGGACAAACUGCUGCAAGAUGUGCAGUUACUGCUUACAGACAUCUGCAAAUUUUGUAGAAAAUCGACUGGAAGGCAAGCUUCAAGUUUUCUGUUGUGAAGAAUGCAUGUCCAAGUUUACCGCUCUGUUCUAUCAGAUAGCCAGGUGCGAUGCUUGCAAACGUCAGGGUAAGCUAAGUGAGUCUUUGAGAUGGCGAGGCAGCAUCAAGUACUUCUGCAACCUCUUCUGUGUCUUGAAGUUUUGCCAUCACUAUAGUGUGAAUGACCCAGUUCACAAAAAAGUAAUUGUGCUCCCAAAGUCAGUAUCAGUAAUUAUUCCUAAAGCACAAAAUGCUGUGACGACACUCCCUUCUCCAAGGAUUCCUACAACACCAGUUAUUACCAGUGUGAUAUCGUUGGCAAAAAUACCUGCUCUCCAGCCCACCACGAACACUAACAGUGUUUUAACAGGUGCAGGUCCUAAAGAGGUAGCAGAGAUCAUUGGAAAUGGAAGUACACUGGCAGCUGAUGAGAGACUACAGUGUUUGCAGCCUCCCAGGCUUCAGAAGAACAAAGGCAUAUUGUGCAGGCCAGGCACACAGACCAAAGCUACCUCUUGCAGACCACACACCCACCAUGUUGCAUGCCAGACAGAUUUAUCUCUGCCAAAUGGGGAAAACGAAGAACCUGAUUCUCCACUUGCAAAGAAGAAAAGAGUGGACUUUAUCCAGACUUGUGAUGCAGAAUAUAUAAAAUCUGGUUUUAUUAUCUGUUCUGAAUCAAAGGAAAGUCCACCAAGAGCACAGUGUGUCAUUUGUGGAGAGAUCUUACCUCAAGAAAGCGUAAUGUCAGUCAGUCUCUCUAACCAUUUGAAGGCAAAACAUUCUGAGUUAGAGAACAAGCCAGGAGACUUUUUUGAGGAAAAAUCUCUUGAAAUCGAAUGUCAAAACAGUCCUUUAAAACAGUGUUUACUAGUUGAAGAGUCGCUUGUGAAAGCUUCUUAUUUAAUUGCUUUCCAAAUUGCUGCCAGGAAGAAGCCAUUCUCCAUCGCUGAAGAAUUAAUUAAACCGUAUUUGGUAGAAAUGUGUUCAGAAGUUUUGGGUUCAAGUGCUGGAGACAAAAUGAAAACCAUCCCUCUUUCCAAUAACACAAUUGGAUGCAGGAUCAACAAGCUGUCUGCAGACAUUGAAGACCAGCUGGUUCAGAAGGUCAGAGAAUCCCAGUGGUUUGCCCUUCAGAUAGAUGAGUCAUCGGAGACGUCAGACGCCACCCUUCUCCUCUGCUAUGUUCGCUUCAUCGAUUAUGCAUGUGGGGAUGUGAAAGAAGAAUUGUUAUUUUGUACUGAACUGUCUUCUCCGAGCACAGAUCUCGAAGUGUUUGAGCUAAUAGAUAAAUAUAUUGAUAGUAGAUCUCUGAGUUGGAGCCAUUGUGUUGGUUUCUGUACUGAUGGGGCCACAAGCAUGACUGAUAGAUGUUCUCGUUUAAAGUCAAAAAUUCAAGAAGUUACCAAGAAUGCAGUGACAUUCACACACUGUUUCAUUCACCGCGAACACUUAGCAGCAGAAAAGCUAUCUCCAUGCUUACAUGAAAUCCUUUUGCAGUCAGCACAAAUUUUAAGCUUUGUAAAGAACAGUGCCUCAGAUUCACAAAUGUUGACAACUCUGUGUGAAGAGAUGGGAUCGGAGCAUGUGAACUUACCACUUAAUGCUGAAGUUCGUUGGCUGUCGAAAGGGAGAAUUUUAACAAGAUUAUUUGAACUGAGACAUGAAAUUGAAAUACUUUUAAAUCAAAGGCAUUCAGAUUUGGCCAGAUAUUUUCAAGACAAGGAAUGGGUUGCAAAGCUAGCCUAUUUAGCAGAUAUGUUUUCACUUAUAAAUAAGUUAAAUUCUGCUCUCCAAGGGACUGUGGCUACUCUUUUCAAUUUGUAUAACAAAGUCGACAUAUUUAAGAAAAAGCUAAAAAUAUGGGUGGAGCGCACACGAGAGAAUGAUUAUGACAUGUUCCCUUUGUUUUCUGAGUUCUUAGACUCCUCAGAUGUGAGUGUGAGAAGCAUCACUGGCAUUAUUGUUGAGCACUUAGAAGGACUGGCUCAGGUUUUCCAUGACUGCUACCCCCCACAAGAGGACUUACGUUUGGGAAAUCUGUGGCUCGUUGAUCCCUUUGCCAGUCACCAGAAUAACAACCUCACUGACUCUGAAGAAGAAAAAUUAGCGGCAUUAUCUUUGGAUACGAGUCUACAGUCAGCUUAUAAAUCAAUGUCUGUAACUCAGUUUUGGGUAAGCGUAAAGACAGGCUACCCAGAACUCCAUGAAAAGGCAGUGAGACUCUUGCUGCCCUUUUCCGCCGUCUGUCUAUGCGAUGCCACCUUUUCAGCCUUGACUGCAUCCAAACAAAGGAACCUCUUGGGUUUGGGUUCUGCCCUAAGACUUGCAGUCACGUCAUUAGUUCCAAGGAUUGAAAAAUUGGUAAAGGAAAAAGAGUAGUAUCCAUAUUGCUUAUCGUCAGAGUCUUUAAUUUUGUGUUAAAUUUUGUAUAAGUAUCCUAAAAUACAUUUGCUAAUGUAUUUGUAUUUUCAGUGAUUAAAUGUUUUAAUAAUUUUUCCUUUGUUGUAGAGGGAUUUAAGAGUUAUGGAACUUACACAUAAUUAUGUAUAAUUUUAAUAACACAAGGGAGAAAAUUUAGCCUUUAUAUUGGUGAUUGCUCUUGGGGUUUCAGAAGAAACGUCUUGCUUAGGGAGUUCUCCAAGAGACCAGGCCAACCUGCUUGUCCUAAUGCAUCAGUUAGAGGUAAGCAUUGGUGAAGGCCAGAGAAGGACUGGGUUAGCGGAGCCAGGUUGAGGAGAACGGGUUGACUCAGUGAUCCCACCUCAGCCCUUUGUUUUGUUUUUUGUUUUGAGACAGGCUGUCCGGGAAUUCAUUAUGUAGAUCCCACUGCCUCUCCCCCAUCUCCUCAUGCCUCCCUCACCCAGUGAUGGGAUUAAAGGUGUUGGACACAGUGCUGGACUCCCACCUUAGUCUUGAAGGGGCUGACAGGGACCUUGAGCUCUCACAGAAAAGGGAAACAGUCGAGGGUUGGGGUGUGCCUGACAUUGGUCUUCUUGGUGUGGCUAGUAAUCUGAUUGGAGAAGUUCCCGGUGUCAUCACUUCAGAGGAGCAGUCUGGCUUCUCUAGGGUACAGCCUCACCAUAAUGGCAAUUGCCCUCAUUUAAGCCUUGCCAAGCUCCCUGUUGCUUGGAGCUAGUUUUGGUCCUUUACUAUAUAUUAUGUUUAUGGGUCAGUUCUGGGUUUCCUAGAGUUCAAGGUAAUUACAGGAGAAAGUGACCCGGGAAGAAAGUGGCCAAACAGAGCUCGGGGGGAUAAAACAGACUUAAGUUAGGUCAGCCACCAGUGCUCACUCCCCUUUAUGACCCAGUGCACAGGAACCGAAGGCCCACGUCAUAGUAUCAUGGCACAGUUUGACUGUUCAGUUUGCUUUUAAAAAAUGUGAGAGCCGGGCGGUGGUGGCGCACGCCUUUAAUCCCAGCACUCGGGAGGCAGAGGCAGGCGAAUCUCUGUGAGUUCGAGACCAGCCUGGUCUACAAGAGCUAGUUCCAGGACAGGCUCCAAAGCCACAGAGAAACCCUGUCUCGAAAAAAAAAAAAAAAAAUGUGAGAAGUUUUAGGCAGCCAAGCCAGCAGCCCUCAGAAAGUUACAGAUGGAUGGAAAGCAGAUCCAAGCAGGUAGGUGCCCAGCAGGAAGUAGAAGCAGCAGCAGCUUUGGGGGCUCCUCUUGGACCUCUAGACCAGGACUUGGAAUUUUUUGUGGGGAGUUGGGGGAGAUGAGGCUUUGCAGUGUAGUCGUUACUGGCCUAUUCGUGCUGUGUGCUAAGUCCGUGCUGGCAGUGAACUCCGGGCAGUCCUCAAGCCUCAUCCUCGUUCCGUAAUCCUAUUGGAAUUACAGGUGUGCGCCAUCACGCUUGGCUGUAGCCGACGUUCAUAAAAGGUCAGAUAGUAGGUAUUGUGUGGCUCAUCCACAGUGUACAAACGUACUGUUGCCCAACAUUCCUUUAUCCGUGCACACUGAGAUGUUAUUUUUAUGUAAUUUCCAAAUGUGAAAUGUUUAGUCAUUUUAAGAUUAUUAUUAAUAGUAUUUAUCUUUUCCUUUUUGGUGUGUGUUAGAACCAAAUACUCGACAACCGGCCAAAUUUGACCCUUUGUUUGCUGAUCUGGAUAAAUUCCUGAAAUCUUCAAACAUCUCUCACGUUUUAUUUCAGUUGAGCGAUGGGAGAGGCAGAUAUUUUAGGCAGAGGUGAACGAGAAAAACUUGUAGUUACUGGUUACUGUUUUAUUGAGCAUUAAUCGUUUGGUUCAGUGGUGUGCAAAUAUCUUUCUCAAGGCCAGUGUGCAACUCCUUAUGGAAGGAAGCAAGCCCAGAGGCCAGAGGCACACAAGGCUGGGUGGUGUCAGAUUCCUCUGGCUGGGGGUGGCCCCAAGGCCAGGUCAGGCAGGCCAGAACCAGACCGCUAGUUUGGGCUUACCGAGUUGUUCUCUUCUCCAGGUGGGAGGGGGUAGGACUUAAACUUCUGGCCCAGCAUGCUGUCCCCAGGCCAAUUUAGAGCUGCAGAAAUGGUGGAACCAAGGGGUCCAGGAGGAUGAAGUGGGAGGGUGACUGAGCAUGCUUCCCCAUCCCACAUCACCCAGUGUUCUAAUUUGAGGGAGGCUAGUGAGGCAGAAUUUUAUUUUUUCUUUGUUUUCGAGAUGGUCUCCUUACUGGGAACUCACUAUAAACCAUGCUGGCCUCAAACUUGCGGAGGUCCACCUGCCUCUGCCUCCCAAGUGCUGGGAUUUAUGGCUUGUACCACUGUAGAAAUCUCCUUUUAUAAGCUUAGAAACUAGUCCUGAUGGUAAAAUGUAAUUUGCCGAAAGUUAACAUACCUAGUCAAACAAGGCCCAAAGCAGACCUAACCUAGACCCCACAGGGUCCUAGGAAAUCUGGGAUGGAAUCCUGGAAAUCACUUGGCUAGUUCCUUGUCCUGAGAAAGUCCACCGAUACUGCCAGGCUCUGUGGAAGACCUGUGUUACCUACUCCCAAGCUUGCACACUCUUCCCUCCCCCAACCUAAGGUGGUGGGUUUUGAGGGGCAGAUAUGGUAAGAACCAGACAGUUUAAACUCUCUGCAAGUGUCUUACCUGAGGCACUUGGACCACAUACUCCAGGGUAGCUUUCAGAUGUAACCCAACACAAAAUUGUAAAUUUAAAACACGUGGUUUAGUAAAAGUUUCAUUUAUGGGGUUCUGGAGCAACUAUGUAGAUGACCUUGUGUCAUGUCAGAAGAU
Messenger RNA from Chionomys nivalis (European snow vole), 6791 nucleotides. RefSeq names its product zinc finger MYM-type containing 6 (gene Zmym6). The transcript is spliced from 16 exons. Gene Ontology annotation, molecular function: zinc ion binding. NCBI's taxonomy places the organism in Eukaryota, Metazoa, Chordata, Mammalia, Rodentia, Cricetidae. The coding region runs from base 236 to 3961 and encodes 1241 amino acids. The record is from RefSeq and is a predicted model, not a curated record.